UGGUGAAACUUGUGAAAGCAUUCCACUACAACCUGCUUAUGUACACUCUGAACUCAGAAGAGCAGUGUCCUACAACACUGAGCAACCCAGGCCAAGUCGGCGUCAUCCAACUAUAGAACUUGGAUUGUUGGAACGAAUUCGCGACGCCUCUGUUGAACCAAGCUGCAAUACAACUAUACUCAUUUUAGUUGUACACGGUGGCAGUGUACUAGAUGCGUCCACUGAUGUUGCAGUACGUAAAUCAGAUGUUACAACUCUCCGAGGAGCGUUUGAAUCUAUCAUGAGACAACAUUACCCCGGAAUGGUCGGCCAUAUUGUUAUUAAAUGUGUUCCGUGUCCAAACAUCUGUUCCGAGGCACUGGCGAUUCUAAAUCAUCUUAGUCCAUACAGUUUCAAUGCAAGUUCUGGUUAUGAAAAUGAUAGAGUUCCUAUUGGAGCAAUUACCCUAUUUGCCACAGCUUCACCCAGAUACCAGGAUUUCGUAAAUCAGACAAUUGUCUCUGCCAACAGGGUUUAUCAGGAUUUUCUUGGUUCUGAGGAAGGAGCCGGGUUCACAGGACCGGUUUGUAUGAUUGGAGACUCCAUGGGCGCCAUCUUGGCGUAUGAUUCGCUUUGCCGCAACAUCCGUCGGCCGGGCAGCGAGACUAGUUUAUAUGAAGAACGGGAGUCCGUGUCAAGUCCUCCAAGUCCGCGAUUACAAGCGCCUCCAGAUUAUAUGCGUGCACACUCCGAUAUUCCCUCUUCUACGUACCACAAUCAUAACAGGCUCUCUACCAGUUCCCAUAGUCCUAGAAUCAGUGAAUCAACAAACGAUGUUUCAUUACAUUUCGAGGUUGCGGAUUUUUUCAUUUUUGGUUCACCCAUCGGAACACUACUCGCCUACAGAAAAGUUCAACAAACUCGGGAUAAUCCAGGUUCUCAAUACAUCAUACCCCGUCCUAACUGUACACAGACUUCUUUAAGGCAUUUGACUUUAAGUAAGAACAGACUUGCUUGUUUACACCAAGAUAGGUAUCAGAAGUAUCCAAUGGGAGAUGGUAUCAUUAUUAUCAUUGUUAUCAUUGGUUUUAUUCUCAGGCAGAUACUUAACCAGGAUCUGCUGCCAGCAAGCUCGGAUCCAGACUCUGAUCUCAAAUCAUUUGUUCCAAACCAGGCUCGUGAGAAGUGGAUUAAGAAAAGAACCUCUGUAAAAAUCAGGAACGGAGCCGCCAAUCAUCGAGGGAACGAUGUGGUUUCAUUGGACGGACGAGAUCCGGUUCUACAGGUUCCUUUGCACUCUAAUACCGCCAUCAUACGCUUGAUUACAACUUUGCACUCUAAUACCGCCAUCAUACGCUUGAUUACAACUUUGCACUCUAAUACCGCCAUCAUACGCUUAAUUAGAACUUUGCACUUUAAUACCACCAUCAUAUGCUUGAUUAGAACUUUGCACUCUAAUACCACCAUCAUAUGCUUGAUUAGAACUUUGCACUCUAAUACCGCCAUCAUACGCUUGAUUACAACUUUGCACUCUAAUACCGCCAUCAUAUGCUUGAUUACAACUUUCCACUCUAAUACCGCCAUCAUACGAUUGAUUACAACUUUGCACUCUAAUACCGCCAUCAUAUACACUUGAUUACAACUUUGCACUUUAAACCGCCAUAAU
This is a messenger RNA of Eurytemora carolleeae, 1645 nucleotides long. RefSeq names its product protein retinal degeneration B. The transcript is spliced from 15 exons. Gene Ontology annotation, biological process: phospholipid transport. The coding region runs from base 281 to 1615 and encodes 444 amino acids. Gene Ontology annotation, cellular component: cytoplasm. NCBI's taxonomy places the organism in Eukaryota, Metazoa, Arthropoda, Copepoda, Calanoida, Temoridae. Gene Ontology annotation, molecular function: phosphatidylcholine intramembrane carrier activity; phosphatidylcholine binding; phosphatidylinositol binding. The record is from RefSeq and is a predicted model, not a curated record.